AUGCUCUCGGCUAAGCUAAUGCGCGAUCGGAUAGCCAGCCUUGAGAGAGCUAAUAUAGCAGUAUCAGAGCGUAGGAAACGUAAGAAGAAGCGGAUACAGAAGCGUGGAGCUCUUACAAAGGGAGUCGGCGAGGAUAUAAUUGCUCAACGCGAGGCUGAUGAGCAAAUUGCUUAUGAGGAGCGUCAAGGAGGGGAGCGAUCAGGUGUUAGCCGCCAGGCUCUGGCGCGGUGUAGUAGGUGUAGAGAGACUGGCCAUAAUUCGCGUACAUGUAAGAAAGAUACUUUAGAUAGUGUUUAA
This is a messenger RNA of Bipolaris sorokiniana ND90Pr, 297 nucleotides long. RefSeq lists its product as uncharacterized. Bases 1 to 297 code for a protein of 98 amino acids. The record is from RefSeq and is a predicted model, not a curated record. Lineage: Eukaryota; Fungi; Ascomycota; Dothideomycetes; Pleosporales; Pleosporaceae. The transcript has a single exon.